This is a messenger RNA of Daphnia pulicaria, 2347 nucleotides long. RefSeq names its product ancylostoma secreted protein-like. Lineage: Eukaryota; Metazoa; Arthropoda; Branchiopoda; Diplostraca; Daphniidae. The record is from RefSeq and is a predicted model, not a curated record. The coding region runs from base 80 to 2110 and encodes 676 amino acids. The transcript is spliced from 13 exons. Gene Ontology annotation, cellular component: extracellular region.
GGCAGCUGCCUUGCUUUGCUGGAGAAGCGUUGGUAACAUGGACAUUCGAUGAAAACAUAUCGGAUCUAGGGGAGAGAAAAUGUGUAUAAAUAACGACACAUUUGGUGUUCAUUUUCACUUUAGGGAUCCGCCGUUCCAGCGACGCUUCAAAAUGAGAACCUUCACCGCCACAGUCCUGGUUGCAGCCGCCUGCUUCUUGGUUUUUUCAGAUGCCCAGACAACUGUUAAGCCAACCACUAGCACAAAGCCAACCACUACCACCACUAAGCCGACUACUACCACGAAGGCAACCACCACCACGAAGCCAACCACCACCACGAAGCCAACUACUACUACGAAGCCAACUACUACUACGAAGCCAACCACCACCACGAAGCCAACCACUACUACGAAGCCAACCACUACCACGAAGCCAACCACCACCACGAAGCCAACUACUACCAGCACUAAACCGACUACUACUACCACGAAGCCAACCACUACUACAAAACCAGCAACAACUACGAAGCCAGCGACUACUUUGAAGCCAACCUCGCCUGGAUCAACUCUUACUCCUUCUCUUGGUACCAAUUAUUGCAACAUUAGUACAUGCACCGUGCCGACCAAUAGGCCUAACACGCUCUGCCUUUAUUCGAACACUAGUUGGGGAUCGGCUUGCCAACCGGCCUAUCCAGCAACAUCGAACGUCAGCGCUGCAGAUGUCGUCACCAUUUUGACAGCUCACAACGAUUUCCGACGUAAAGUUGCGAAGGGACUUGAGACUCAAGGAAGUCCAGGUCCGCAACCUCCCGCAUCCAACAUGAGAGAGUUGAAAUGGGAUCAGGAACUUGCUGUCAUGGCUGCAGCCCACGCCCAACAGUGUGUAUACAAACACGACACUUGCAGAGACGUUCCUCGUUUUCAAGUGGGUCAGAAUUUGCACAUUGGCGGGUCUUCCGCCGACACCCUUGGCACUUCAGACUGGACUGCAGCAGUAACCGAUUGGUACAAUGAAGUAAAAGACAUGAACACCACUUAUGUCACGAGCUUUCCAUCAAGCUCACCAAAGGAUAUUGGACACUACACGCAAGCAGUAUGGGCGGAUACUUCACUUGUUGGCUGUGCAGUUGCUUACUUCAAAACUACCACAGGCGUUUUUGGACCAUCGUUUCCCUAUAAUAGAAUGUACGUGUGCAACUACGGACCGACUGGCAAUUGGAUCGGCUCUGCUGUUUAUAAGCAAGGAACAGCCGGUUCCGCCUGUCCCGCAGGUACUAUGAACAGCAACGGCUUGUGUGUGACUACUCUUCAGCCAGCAACUGUCGCGACAACCCUCAAUCCCGUUACGACUACUCUUAAACCCGCCAGCGUAUCUACACUGAAGCCAACCUCGCCUGGAUCAACUCUUACUCCUUCUCUUGGUACCAAUUACUGCAACAUUAGUACAUGCACCGUGCCAACCGAUAACACGCUCUGCAAAUAUUCGAACACUAGUUGGGGACCGGCUUGCCAACCGGCCUAUCCAGCAAGAUCGAACGUCAGCGCUGCAGAUGUCGUCACCAUUUUGGGAGCGCACAACGAUUACCGACGUAAAGUUGCGAAGGGACUUGAGACCCAAGGAAGUCCAGGUCCUCAACCCCCUACGUCCAACAUGAGAGAGUUGAAAUGGGAUCAGGAACUCGCUGUCAUGGCUGCAGCCCACGCCCAACAGUGUGUGUACAAACACGACACUUGCAGAAACGUUCCUCGUUUUCAAGUGGGUCAGAAUCUGUACAUUGGCGUGUCUCAAUCCGACAACCUUGGCACUUCCAACUGGAAUGCAGCCAUAACCUCUUGGUACAACGAGGUUAAAGACAUGAACACCACUUAUGUCCAAUCCAACCCAUCAAACCCACCAAAAGUAAUUGGACACUACACGCAAGCAGUAUGGGCGGAUACUUCCCUUGUUGGCUGUGCAGUUGCUUAUUUCCAAUCUACGGCCGUUUUUGGACCAGAAUUUCCCUAUAAUAGAAUGUACGUUUGCAACUACGGACCAACUGGCAAUUGGCUCGGCUCUCCGGUUUAUAAGCAAGGGACGGCCGGUUCCGCCUGCCCCACGGGAACCGCAAACAACGAUGGCUUGUGUGCUUGAGAAAGUGAUGUACCCAAGUGUUUUAUUAAUGGACCAUUUUCCCCCUUUAAAUCAUUUUUUCAACUUCAACUGAUGCACAAUUCAAGCAAAACAUUUGUUCGCUAGUUUUCGAUGAACUGUAUGCCUAAUAUGUAGCUAUUUGAAAACUUUGCUGAACUUAGCUUUUGAAGUUUUUAAAUAUUAUUAUUAACCAGCAUAUAAAAUCUGGGACCUACUAAUACAUAUAAUCUGCAAGCA